Messenger RNA from Drosophila arizonae, 3709 nucleotides. RefSeq lists its product as uncharacterized. Gene Ontology annotation, cellular component: extracellular matrix; plasma membrane. The record is from RefSeq and is a predicted model, not a curated record. Gene Ontology annotation, molecular function: protein binding. Lineage: Eukaryota; Metazoa; Arthropoda; Insecta; Diptera; Drosophilidae.
CAAGUAAACGUGCUUCUUACUCGCGCUCUAAUGCGUAUGUCAGCGCGCGGCAAAGUAUAAAAAAGAGAAGAAAAAUCACAAUAAAAAAUCAACUAAAGCGUUGCCACAACACAAUUUCAAGCGACACAAUACAAAUUAUGUUCAUCUAAUGCGGCAACAAUUGAGCGAGCUUUCAGCUAAUUUAAAUGCUAGUGCAUACUCAUAAAUACGAAUAUAAUACGUAAACAAAGUAUUUUGUAUAAUAAUUGAUAAAAGCAUCGCUGAGUGGCAACAGUUCCUUCCUUUUUUUUUUUUUUUUGUUGAAUGAUAUCGAUUUUCCGUUACAUCGUUAUACACACACUCUGACCGAGUUUAUACACGCCCCUCUUUAAGACCAACCACCACAACCUCCCCAAACACACACAGCCACAGACCCAUACAUACGCACACAGCCAGCCAGGGGCAGAGGCUGCACUCCUCACUCCUGUGUGUGGGUGCGUGUGUGCGUGCGUGUGUGCGGAGUGAAAGUCAACAUUGACUAAUUGUUGCUUGUUGUCGACUGCGGGAAACUGUAAAAUCGGAAAAGUGGGAAAGGCGUAUUUAAUAAAAGGUUUAUUAACUCAUUUAACGCCGCAUCGCAUUAAGAAGCAUGAUUUAUUUGGCACUGAUUCAAUAGGGACGGACAAACAUUUUAGGGACACAACUGUAUAUAGCAUUAACGGCUUAUUGGAAUCAUAGCAAUCGCUGCUUGAGUAGAGCUAAGCUUUGGUGUCCGUGCGAGUGUGCGAGUCAACAUGGUAGGACAAAUGCAGCUGCUAUUCCAAUGCACGCAUACAGUGGGCGUCAUAAGCUGUUUGAUGCUGUUUCUGCUGGUCCAGACAAUGGCCCAGGGUACACCGCAACAGGUGUGCCCGGAGCAAGCUGAUAUUGCGCCCUGUAUAUGCACCGUCAAGAAGAAUGGACUCGAUGUAUUGUGCGAGACGACGGAUCUGUCGCAUAUUGCCAAAUCCAUGGGCACAUUGAAGGGCAAAAGUCCAAUCAUAUUCUAUUUGAAGCUGCGGCACAAUAAUUUGCCCAAGCUGCAGGGAUUUGUAUUUCUGGCUCUGGACAUACGUCAUCUGACAAUACACAACAGCAGCUUAGCAGCCAUCGAGGAGAAUGCAUUAAGUUCGUUGGGAAAAGGACUCACACAGCUGGAUGUUUCUUUGAAUCAAAUGAAAACGGUGCCAUCGCAAGCUUUGCAACAUCUAUAUCAUUUGUUGAUUUUAAACUUGAACCACAACAAGAUCACUGUAAUUCACAACAACGCUUUUGAGGGACUGGACACGUUGGAGAUUCUAACGCUCUAUGAGAACAAAAUAUCACAGAUUGAUCCUGAAGCAUUCCGCGGGCUAGAGAAGAAACUGAAGCGCUUGAACCUGGGUGGUAAUGAGCUAUCAAGUGUGCCACAAAAGGCGCUCUCCAUAUUGGAUACACUAAAAAAACUCGAGAUACAAGAGAACAAAAUACGAACGAUCAGUGAGGGAGAUUUUGAAGGUCUGCAGAAUUUGGAUUCUUUGAUAUUAGCACAUAAUAUGAUUACAACCGUGCCUGCAAAUGUAUUCACACACUUGAGUCUACUCAACUCGCUGGAACUGGAGGGCAACAAGAUUAGUGUAAUUGACAAGGAUGCGUUCAAGGGACUGGAGGAGAAUCUGCAAUAUUUGCGUUUGGGCGAUAAUAAUAUAAAUGCCAUACCCAGUGAGGCAUUGCGCCCAUUGCACCGUCUACGCCAUUUGGAUUUGAGAAAUAACAAUAUCAAUGUGCUGGCCGAUGAUGCUUUUACUGGAUACGGCGAUUCGCUCACCUUCCUUAAUCUGCAGAAGAACGACAUUAAAGUACUGCCCAGUACCCUCUUCGAGAACCUCAAUUCGCUGGAGACGUUAAAUUUGCAGAAUAAUAAAAUGCAACGCAUUCCACAGGAUACAAUGGAACCGGUCAUCGAUACAUUGCGCAUAAUUGAUAUCACUGACAAUCCAUUAAACUGUUCGUGUGAAUUGAUUUGGUUCCCUAAGCUGUUGGAGGAUCUGAAGAACAAGGACGAUGAAAUGUCACAAAAGAAGAAGCCGCUGUGCCACAUGUCGUUGGAUAAUCGCGAAUAUUUCGUACAAGCGAUGCCCAUCGAGAAGAUGCACUGUGCUGGCCUCAAUGUGAGUCCCUCACCCACCAGCGGCGGUCUAAUGCGGAUACUGCAAGUGAACAUUUUGGCCCAAUUGGCCAUGUGUAGCGUGGCCUUUCUGAGUAGCAUUUAAAUAUAAAUGCGAAGCUCCCUAACCAAAAGCAGCAUAAGCAAACGUAUCGUAAUUGCAUUCACACAUUCCCCGUUUUUUUGUUAUGUUUGCUCUGCUCCAUUUAUCCAUAUUGAUGGAUCAUCAUUAGAUCAGAUCAGAUCAGAUCAUUAGCCGAAGUGAUACCUAUUGAGCCCAGUCAUACCAACCAGCCCAACCAGCCCGCGAUUCCCAAUUCCCAAAUGUCCAAUUUUUUGUAUGCCUACAAACCAUUUCUGUGUUGUUGUAUUGUAUUUUUUAUUAUAGAUUAUAGUGAAUCCGUGAAUUAUGCAACUCUGGCAAUUGUUAGACACAAUAUGCACGCAACAACAACAGCAACAACAACAACUUCCCACUCAAAAACAAACAAGCUGCAAUAUCACCCGCAAGUGCCCCAUCGAAACUGAAUUACACAAAAAUGCAAGACAAAAACUAAAAGCAAAAUAACUAAAAUUAAAAAAAAAAAUAUAUAUAAACACCCACCUUGUUGAAUUAUAUAUCGUUCUGAUGCCAAUAUCAUGAAUCGUGCUACAAAGACAGAAAUAAUUUCGAAAUGAAAUCAUAAAAUAUCCAUUAAAUACGCACACAGAACAUUUCAGACAUUCGAACAGUAGCCCGACAAAAAAAAAAAAAAUAAAAUAAAUAAAUAAAUAAAAAACAAAAGAAUGAAAUGAGAAUUUGAAAGCCGAUCGUUAGCUGUUAACCUAUCGAUAAAUGUGUUUAUCGAUCGGCAAUCGAAACGUAGCUUAGAUUUAAGAGUAAAAAACUAAAACAAAAUGUAAACGCAAACAUAUCUGAAAACGCAUACAUAUCUGAAAAGAAAACGUGAAUUGUUACAAGUUAAGCGAUAUUAUUAUUAUUAUUAUCAUAUUAUUAAAUAUUAUAUUAUAGAACUCUAAGAGCACAUAUAUGUACCUAUUUAUUGUGCAUGCCUAUGUGUGUAGUACUACUAUGUCGUCGUCGCUGUUGUGAGAUACAAUCAUUAUAAUGAAAUCUGUUGUUUUAUUGUUUUUAUCCACAUAUAUGUAUAUAUUCUAUAUAUGUACCGUAUUACAUUUUGCUAUUCAAGUUUUUUCCGCCAAGCAGCAUAUCAAAAAGAAAAACAAAAAAGAAAACCUAGUCGAAAUUUUUCCAAUCUUCGAAUUAUUUACCAAAGAAUUACUAACUCUAUAUGUAUAUGUAAAACUAACACUAAUCUAAAUGAGAAAUGAAAAAUUGUACGCGUUCAAACAAAAGAAGAAGGAAAUAAUAUUUGCAUCAAUCACCAAGAACUGAUUAUGAAAUAAGUAGUUUGUACUCUUUAUAUGCAAGCAAAAGCAAGCAAGAGAGAAACAUGAGGAAAGCGAUAAGCGCAUAUACACGAUAUCAAUUAUUAUAAAUAAAUAUAUACAAAUAAUCGUUAUACCAUAUCACAACAUAUCRGA